Molecule: messenger RNA, 1944 nt
Organism: Periconia digitata
Lineage: Eukaryota; Fungi; Ascomycota; Dothideomycetes; Pleosporales; Periconiaceae
Source: the annotation of a GenBank genome assembly
GACCCCAACUAUUUGCCUCUUUAUACCCAGUAUUUGGCCCAUUCACUACGCGCCUGUUCUUCUAGAGAUCGAGCCCCUGCUUUUGAGACAGCACCGUGGUUUGUUAACGCAGCUGUCUUGGUUCACAUUCACAAAAGCAAACAGAGCGAUUACACCCAAAUCAACGGGUGGCACAAUCGUGUAUGCUUUUCACUUUAUUUCUACAUCCAGAAAUCAACCAAGCUCAACUCAACUCGAAAUCUCUUCUUUACCUUUUGUCCACAUACCAUCAAUAUGACUACGCGAAGGCGGCAAGGGAGUCUCGGUGACUCAUGGGAAGAGGCUUACACACCUUCCUCCAACGAAAGUUCAAUACAUACCGCAUCAUCUGAAAGCGAGGAGGAGCUAUCAGCCCCUUUGCCGCCUCGGAUAACGGCUUCGGCUCCUACGCAAGGUUCAACCACUGGUCGAGCGAGAACUGCGAGGCAAUCAUCGAUCCGACGGGGCAGUGGAAAUGCUCUAAUCCGUUCAACGGUCUCGCCGAGUCAACGAUCUUCACAACAGUCAGACUUUAAGAUGCCUUCGAUCGACGGUGAACUUAACCACUUCUAUCGACCCUCCCCACGCGCAAAGAAGCAGGUUAUCCAUAGAAGGGGCAGCCCAGACGGCAAUCAACCAAAACGCCCUCGCCGCUCACAGCGUAAAGCCCGUGGACCUCUCGACAAUGAAAAUAGCUACACGCAACUCUUCUGGGAGCAUGUACUUUUGCCUACUCUGAAGUACACAGCUGCUGUGGUAGGGGAUGCGCUACAAGUGAUCAGGCCACUCUUAGGCUUGUUGCUAUGCGUCCUGAUCGCGCUCUCUGCCAUGCAAUACUCCAAAACCGCGCUCUAUAACAGAAUUCUGGGGCCUGUCUGCCAUUUGCCUGGGUCGACAUACAUUGUGCCGUUCUGUCGUAGUUUGAGCCCUGGAUCCAAAGUCCAAGUCCCCGAUUCCCCCUCUUCGAAUUUUGAAGAGCUUGGCGUGAUUCAGUCGAUGUUCGCUGAAGUGAUGGAGGCCAAUAAAGACGCCUAUUGGGGACCACCUCUUCUGAGAAAAUCGAACACGGACUUAAUAGCCUUCAAAGGGAUUAUCAUGAGUUCUGCCCUUCCCUCUCGUAACGAAAUCGGCAAUGAAGUGGAAAAUUACAUACAAGCUACCGAUGCUACAGUUUCCAGACUGAUUGAGUAUAACUCUGCAGUCGGAGCUACGGUAGACCAUGUAAUACACUCUAACAGACAUGCCAUUCAGCAACUAAACUCCAUCGAUGACGAAACCAGAGCAGCCGCCGCCCAAAACCUACUGUCGCGCACACUCACGCAAAUCAGUCCUUGGGGUCGUAAACCCGCCGCAAUUGAAGCGAGACUCUUCGAGCAAUACACGUACCAAAUCAGCUUUGUUAGUUCCGAAAUCGAAACGCUGAUUGAGAAAGCAUACAACAUCGAAACUUAUUUACAAGAUAUGGACAAGCUUAUCGGAGUCAUCCAACAAAUCGCUCACCAGGACAAGACUACAGUUACCAACAAGCGCGAGCAAGUCGAGACAUCCCUAUGGUUUGGCAUUGCCUUUGAUAGACGCACUAGGUCCAAGCUUCAGGAUUUCGACAAAAUCCUCGGCGUUAUUGAAACGAUGUUUGAGCACCGUGAUAGCGCUCUUGAAGCCGUCCACUCUACAAUUGAGAAGCUUAGAGAGCUUCGGGCUCAUUUGGGUCACCUCAAGGAAGAUGUAGACGCGCCGCGCUUGGAAGGUUACCAGGAUGGGAAGAAGCCGCUCAGGUACCACAUCGAAGCCAUAGAUGGGGCUACGAAUCGUUUGAAGCAUGCGAGAGACGGUAACAAGCAGGUUGCGGAUACUGCGAGAGAAUACACUGCCAAAGAAUACAAUGAACGACAGAAAACGAUCCAGGGAUUCAAAAAGAGAUUUUGA